Messenger RNA from Colletotrichum godetiae, 1033 nucleotides. RefSeq lists its product as uncharacterized. The transcript has a single exon. The record is from RefSeq and is a predicted model, not a curated record. Lineage: Eukaryota; Fungi; Ascomycota; Sordariomycetes; Glomerellales; Glomerellaceae. The coding region runs from base 235 to 1014 and encodes 259 amino acids.
GGGCAAAUGUUUUCGAGUCAGAAGUCAUGAAUCAAGAACGAGAUAAGGUACUUCGUAGCGCGAGCCUCUUCAAAAACCAAGCAACAAACCAUCCACGUGUCCCAACGCCCAACUUUCAUACCACUCAUCUCAAGUCCACUUCACUUCAAAACCGUGUCGUCUCUUGAUGUGCGUUAUGUCGGACUGCGCAGAGGAUGCCGUUGAUAGGUCGGGUGAAACGAGCCCCUGGUACAGAUGGAGAGCCAAGUUGUGGAUGAAGUUGGAUGUCUGAUCUCUGUAGCAUUCGGGGAACGAGAGCAGGAGACCUCCUCAGCAAGCCGCAACAGGAAGUGCGCCGUUUCCUCCACCAAAGCCAGAAAAGCCGCCUUUGCCGUUGGCGCCGUACGUAUCAUCCUCGUCGGAGUCGGAGUCGCGGCGGCGUUUGUUGAAGCCGGGACGCUGGUCAGGCAGAUCCAUGCCCAGGGACUCCACGCCCGACUCGACCUCGGCCUCGGACUCGGUUUCCUCCAUGAUCGCGCAAGAACCCGCAGCAGCCUUGCGGCCGGAGUUGACCUUCUUGCCCAAGGUCUUGUUCUUGCCAAGACCCUUCUUCUUGCCCUUGGCGUUACGCUUCUUUCCAGCACCGCGUCUGAACGGAACGCCAUCCAUCUUGGCAACAAGCUCCUGGAUCUUCUCCUCCCGUUUGGUCGUGUCCUUGAUCUUCUUCGUCUUCACGACGGCGCGACAGUGGCUGCAAUUCUUGUGAUUGAUGCGGCCCAGAGCAUCCUUAAAGUGCCGCUUAUUACGGCACUUACGCUCCCUGGAGCAGUAGGCCUGGUCCUUGCAAGAAGGAUCCAAGUGAUGGCCGGUGCAACGAUUAACAUUGCCGUACGGGGUCGGGUUGGCGUUGUAAAAGUCGGCGGUGCAGCUGGCGUGGAGCAUCUCGCCGUUUGGUCCUCUCAGAGGGGCAUCGUCCCCAUCGAGGCUACACUGCUCCAGAAAGUCAUCCUGGGCCGAGCCCAGCGGGCUCGCUGAGCUCGCUGAGCUCACCGAG